Molecule: messenger RNA, 1773 nt
Organism: Linepithema humile (Argentine ant)
Lineage: Eukaryota; Metazoa; Arthropoda; Insecta; Hymenoptera; Formicidae
Product: KIF-binding protein-like
Source: RefSeq, a predicted model, not a curated record
UGCGUCACUACUGACGCCAAAUUCCACGUUGGGCAAUCAGUAAUAAGUAAACGCGAUCUGACACGGGGAAUUUUCUUCAGCAAUAAUGGGCUUUCCGUAUACAUUUUACAAACAUCAGAUUCAAACACGCAAACUUCUUCAAUCUGCGUUUGUCAAAGAAGUGGAGUCAAUUCAAAGCGCCGAAAGUAUGGAUGUUAGUGAGGAAUUUUCAAGGCUUCUAGACUUAUCAGUUGAAUUAAACUUACAAGUAGUAGAAAAAGGUUUGGAAAAAAGCAAGAAAGCGAUCAAUAAGUUAAAAAUCAAGAUAACUCAGUUGUUCCAAAAUGUAAGCACCUCAACAAACACAAAACUAGAUGAUAUUAUAGCCCUUGCAACAGUUUCUUUUCAUAUGGGUGUAUUAUACAGUAAUUAUGCAGAAAUUGAAAAACUAUAUAUUGGUGAAGUCUAUUUUAUGAAAUGUCUGGAAUUGUUAAAAGGAAAAGAGUGUGAACCCAAAACUAUAUUGACAACUAUGAGAGUAUUUAUAGAAUUAAGUUUAAUUUGGGCUAAAUUGGAAAAACCAGAGAAACAAUAUUUCUUUUUACAUGAAGCAAUGAUGCUAUAUUUAAAAUAUACAAAUGAAGAAAAUGAGUGUCCUGAUCUUAUUGAUGCAACAGUUUUACUUGGUAUUGAAGAUGAGGAAAAGCAUCCUAAGCUUUUAUUAGAGGAAUUUUAUACAAUAAUUAUGGAGACCUUAAUAGAACUUUAUCCAAGUAUGGCUCAAAAUAUGCAUGGAUUUGUAAUAUAUUUUCAUAAUUUAUUAGAAAAGCAAAUAGCAGAUAUAAUGUCUAGAGAUGAAAAAUCUCUGGAAUGGGCUAACACAUCACUUGCAUUAACCGUAUAUUUUAUAGAAAAUCAUCGUUUUACUGAAGCUAGAAAUCAUAUUGCUGCUACAGAGUAUAUACUGGAUACAUUUAGUAAUGACAUACAAAAUCAAAACAAUUUUUCAGAAGAAUUACAGAAUUUCUAUAAAGAAAUGCGUGUUCAGGUUGCUAAUUUUUGGGGAAGAUAUGGACUUAGACUUUUACGUGUAUCAAAAUACAAAUUGUCACAAGAUGAAAGUGAUAACACAUUGCAUGAAACAGAUAACUCAAAAUCAGAAUUCUGCACGAAGCCUGAGAAGGAACUAAUGAAAUUUUUAAUAUUUGCUGACUUAGAAAAAGACUUGGAAAAAAAAUAUUUAACUAACCAGAUUACAGACAAGUAUUUGUCAAAUUCCAAUGAUGCUAAAAUAGUUUUUGUGAAUGUUUUGAGAUGGUUCAAUGAAACAAAGAAAUAUUCUAAUGCUUUAGGAAAUUCUAUACAAUUUAUAAACCAAACGUUACAUAUAUCUUAUGCAUACAAAUAUUUUGCAAAGUACGAACAAGACAAAGACAAGCAGAUAAAUUUAUAUAAACUACAAAUAAAAAAUUUAAAAGAGGCACUUCAAAUUUUAAAUACAAGUGAAGAAAAAGUUUUAAACCCAAGUUUAUUUGCUUCUUAUUAUGCACAAAUUAAUUAUGAAUUAUCAAUAGCUAACUCAUUUAUCUUAAGUAUAAAGACUGAGCCUUUGGUGUUGAAUAUAGAACAGCUAAGAAAUAACUCAAUUGACAAAAUGCCAGUAGAAAUUACAGAAUUAGUGAACAGUAAUGUAGAUCAUCUUAGAAAUGCUUUAGAGAUGUUUUCUAUAUUUGUUUAAAAGACUUAUUGUAUACUUUUUAAAAUAUAUUUGAACACUGUUGGAUAAACAUUAAA